Messenger RNA from Aphanomyces astaci, 1047 nucleotides. RefSeq lists its product as hypothetical. The transcript has a single exon. Gene Ontology annotation, biological process: intracellular protein transport; endoplasmic reticulum to Golgi vesicle-mediated transport; Golgi organization. The coding region runs from base 59 to 799 and encodes 246 amino acids. Lineage: Eukaryota; Oomycota; Saprolegniomycetes; Saprolegniales; Verrucalvaceae. The record is from RefSeq and is a predicted model, not a curated record. Gene Ontology annotation, cellular component: Golgi apparatus; COPII-coated ER to Golgi transport vesicle; endoplasmic reticulum-Golgi intermediate compartment.
CAAAGUUCGAACGACAGUCACGCCACAACGAAAGUGUUCUGGAGGAGGCACCAGCAGCAUGUUAGGCAAGGCAUUUGUGGUGGUGACGGCAUGGCUAGUUGGUGUGUCGACGGCAUUGACAGUCAAAGUGCCUGGGGGACAGCGGGAGUGCUUUAUUGAGCACAUCAAGACGAAGCGGACCGCGUACCUAGAGCUCGCGGUAUUGGAAUCAAACGAUCUGUACGACAUCCGCCUCACAGCGCAUGGACCGUAUGCGACGACGCCGUCGAUGGCACAGAAGGAUAUGCUGUUCUUCGACUCGCUCGUGACAACGGCUUCGUUGGAUGAGACGUCGAAGAACGUACAACGCAACGGGUUCAACUUUGACACCGAGCAUCGUGGCGGGUGGUACAAGUUUUGCCUCGGCAACGAACACUCAUCAAAGAACGGCAAGAAAGUCGACUUCUCUGUGCGCUUUGGCCUGACCAAGGAGGACGAGCUUGGGCACGAAGACAUUGCGGAAGCGUCCACGAAGGACAUGCACAUCGAAACGGUGAAGGCUUCACUGGCCCAUCUGCAAGACAUGUUCUCAUCUAUCCAGUCGGAACAAACGUACUACCUCCAGCGAGACAAACGACACUCUAAAACCGCCGAGGGCAACCAGUCGCUUGUGUUUUGGUGGACCCUGGUGCAAGUGCUGCUGGUGGCCAUCGUCUACGGCCUGCAGAGCCACCUCAUGACGCGGUGGUUCAGUGGCGGAGGGCUCUUGACCUCCAGUGGCAGUAGCAGUUCCAAUUCGCGUCGUGGGUGGGCUUUGUAAGUGGCAGUCGGAGCGAUAGACUUCCGAUUGGCGAGUUUUCAACGCUACAACUGUUCAUUUUGCAUAAAGUAGCAGUGAAGUACCCCUGCGCCUGACAAUCGUCAAGAUAAGAUGAACUGGCAUGAAGUUAUUGGAAAUCGAAUCAUCGCUUCCAAGAAUCCACCACCCACAGGAUGAUCAAAACACAACUAUCUUUGCUAGGAUUCGUACAGCUACAUAGUAUGUAAUAUACACGGGUUAGAGAUUGC